Molecule: messenger RNA, 1173 nt
Organism: Penicillium bovifimosum
Lineage: Eukaryota; Fungi; Ascomycota; Eurotiomycetes; Eurotiales; Aspergillaceae
Product: tRNA maturation protein LHP1
Exons: 3
Coding region: 1-1173 (390 amino acids)
Biological process (GO): RNA processing
Cellular component (GO): nucleus
Molecular function (GO): mRNA binding
Source: RefSeq, a predicted model, not a curated record
AUGUCCGAAGAACAAAAGACUCCCGUUGUCAACGCCGAGGCAGACAAGGAUGUUCAGAAUGUCCUUGCUGAGCUGAAGGAGGGUGGUGCUGCUGAGCAGAGCGCCGAAGACGCCGAGGAGGCUCGCAUUGUCGCCGCAGCUGCUAAGAUCGGAGAGCAGUCUGUACAGGCUGAGGGAACUUCCACUGAUGCCCAGACUGAGAAGCGCGAAACCCGCAGCUUCCAGCGCGAUGGCCGUCCUCGCCCCAAUAACGCUAAGUUCGACCCCUCCAAGCAGGAGGUCACCGAUGAUCCUGCUGAGAUCCGCAAGCAGGUCGAAUUCUACUUCUCCGACUCUAACCUCCCCAUGGACAAGUUCCUCCUCUCCAAGGUUGGCGGCAGCGCCAACAACGCCGUUCCCCUCGAGCUCCUUCACUCCUUCAAGCGUAUGCGCCGCUUCCAACCCUUCAGCGCUAUUGUCGAGGCUCUCAAGACCGCCGAGAACGUCGAGUUGGCUGAUAACGACACCGCCGUCAAGCGCAAGGUUCCCCUGCCCGAGUCCGUGAACGACCAUGACUCCAAGACCAUCAAGGUCUUCGAGGAUGCCUCCAUGGCCCGCUCUGUCUACGUCAAGGGCUUCGGCUUCGGCCAGGAAGAGGCCACCACUCAGCUCGAUAUUGAGGCCCUUUUCGCUCCCUACGGCCCUAUCAACGCUAUCCGUCUGCGUCGCACCAUCGAUAAGACCUUCAAGGGCAGCAUCUUCGUCGAGUUUGCCACCGAGGAGAAGCAGAAGGAAUUCCUUGCUCUGGAGAAGAAGCCCCAGUGGAAGGACCAGGAUCUGACCUACAAGAGCAAGAAGGAGUACUGCGACGAGAAGGUCGAGGGGAUCAAGGACGGCAAAGUCUUCCCCUCCAACGGUCGCAACAGCACCCGCAACGGCCGCGGAGGCCGUGGUGGACGUGGCGGUCGCGGUGGUCGUGGUCGCGGUGGUGGCCGUGGCCGCGGUGGCCGUGACGGUGGCGACCGCAAGGAGGGAAACUGGCGCGAGCGUCGCACCGAGGAUCAACAGGCCCCCCGUGAAGCUCAGAAGGAUGCCCGCGGUGUCCCCGUCGUGCAGAGCACCCAGAAGCGAUCCCGCGAUGAUGAGGGUGCCAGCGGCGACCACCCCUCCAAGAAGGUGGAUGUCAAGGAGUAA